Messenger RNA from Anguilla anguilla (European eel), 3272 nucleotides. RefSeq names its product importin subunit alpha-3-like. Gene Ontology annotation, molecular function: protein binding; nuclear import signal receptor activity. NCBI's taxonomy places the organism in Eukaryota, Metazoa, Chordata, Actinopteri, Anguilliformes, Anguillidae. The record is from RefSeq and is a predicted model, not a curated record. The transcript has 17 exons. Bases 189 to 1754 code for a protein of 521 amino acids. Gene Ontology annotation, biological process: NLS-bearing protein import into nucleus. Gene Ontology annotation, cellular component: nucleoplasm; nucleus; cytoplasm.
UGCAUCGGGUGAAAUCUUGAACGCCGGCUUCUGGUCGAGCGGGGCCGUCCUUAGUACCGGCGUCGUUCCCAGAAUACCACGGGGCAGAAACUAGCAAAAGUCCGAACUUAAAGCUAAAAAGAAAGGAACGGAAAAAGCACAGACAGCGCUGAUAUUUUCACAUUCAAAAGCUUCUGCAUUUUUGGAAAAUGGCCGACGACGAGAAACAAGAUAAUCAGCGGAUAAAGAAUUUCAAAAACAAGGGUCGGGAUCUGGAGACCAUGAGAAGGCAGAGGAACGAUGUGGUUGUGGAAAUCCGAAAGAACAAGAGGGAUGAGCACCUCCUGAAAAGAAGAAAUGUUCCGCAGGAAGGUGGCUGCGAAGACUCCGACGUUGACGGGGAUCUCCAGGGGCAGAGUACCUCUUUAGAAGCAAUAGUACAGAAUGCAACCAGUGAUGACCAGGGAGUUCAGCUGUGUGCCGUGCAGGCUGCCAGGAAGCUGUUGUCCAGUGACCGCAACCCUCCCAUUGAUGAUUUGAUCAAGUCGGGAAUUUUGCCCGCGUUGGUGAACUGCCUGGACAGGGUUGACAACCCUCCUCUUCAGUUUGAAGCGGCCUGGGCUCUGACCAACAUCGCGUCUGGCACCUCGGAGCAGACCCAGGCAGUGGUGCAGUGCAAUGCUGUGCCCAUGUUCCUGAGUCUGCUGCUCUCCCCACACCAGAACGUGUGUGAGCAGGCCGUGUGGGCGCUAGGCAACAUCAUCGGUGACGGCCCUCGCUGCAGGGAUUACGUCAUCAGCCUGGGCGUGGUCAAGCCCCUGCUGGCCUUCAUCCGACCGACCGUCCCCAUCACCUUCCUCCGCAACGUGACCUGGGUCAUGGUCAACCUGUGCCGCCACAAGGACCCGCCCCCUCCUCUGGAGACCGUCCGGGAGAUACUCCCAGCCCUGUGUGUUCUGAUUCACCAUACAGACGUGAAUAUCCUGGUGGACACUGUCUGGGCGCUGUCCUACCUGACGGACGCCGGGAACGAUCAGAUCCAGAUGGUCAUCGACUCGGGAAUCAUCCCUCACCUGGUGCCCCUCCUCGACCACCAGGAGGUCAAAGUUCAGACGGCGGCUCUGAGAGCGGUGGGGAACAUCGUGACUGGCACGGACGAGCAGACCCAGGAGGUUCUGAACUGCGACGCCCUGUCCCACUUCUCAAACCUGCUCACGCACCCCAAGGAGAAGAUCAAUAAGGAGGCCGUGUGGUUCCUGUCCAACAUCACCGCCGGGAAUCCACAGCAGGUGCAGGCGGUGAUCGACGCCGGCCUGGUGCCCAUGAUCAUUCACCUGCUGGACAAGGGGGAUUUCGGGACACAGAAGGAAGCGGCUUGGGCCAUCAGUAACCUGACCAUAAGUGGGAAAAAGGAGCAGGUGGCGCACCUGGUCCAGCAGCAGGUGAUCCCGCCCUUCUGCAACCUGCUGACGGUGCGAGACUCCCAGGUGGUGCAGGUGGUGCUGGACGGGCUCAGGAGCAUGCUCAAAAUGGCCGACCAGGAGGCGGACACUGUCGCCGGGAUCAUCGAGGAGUGUGGCGGUUUGGAAAAAAUUGAACAGUUACAGAAUCACGAAAAUGAAGAAAUCUACAAGCUGUCCUACGAAAUAAUUGAUCAGUUCUUCUCCACCGAUGACAUCGACGAAGACUCCAGCUUGGCGCCCGAGACCGUUCCGGAGGGGAUGUACGGGUUCGACUCUUCCGCCAACUUGCCGACAGAAGGGUUCCGUUUCUAGACUCGACCCCUCAGUGCUGGAGCCGUCCGGUCGUUGUAGGCAAAAAACUUGGGGAGAGGGAUAGAGAGAGCGAGUGAGAGAGAGAGAGAGCGAAUGAGUGAAUGAGUGAGGGUGAGGGAGGAUGUCGGACGGUGGGCUCCGCGGUCGCCCCCGACACCCCGGAGGAUUUCGUGAAGCCGUUGCCAUGGGAGACGGAGCUGGAGGCAGCACCGGGCCGUCCCAGGCAAGGAUGGGUUGGAAGCUGGGAAUGCAAGCAAGUGUGAGCGCAAGAGGUUUAGUAUUGGGGGAAUAAUUAUUCUUUUUUUUUUUUUUUUUUUUUUUUUUUUUAAUUCAUUAAAAGGAAAAAAACACAAUCUGCACCGUGCCAGUAGAACACGACUGCGUAAGAACUGUCACAUCUAGAAACGGCGUAAGCUGUUAACGUCAGAGUGUGACUGCCCCUUUUUUUUUUUUCUUCUUUUCCUUUUUUUUAAAAAAAAAAUCUACACUGAAGCGUAACAGAGUGACUAGUUUUUGUGCUGCUGAAUUUAAAGAUAACCACGUCCACUGAAUAUUGCUGAGAGACAUUCCGGGAGACUGCGGAGUUUCCGGAUGCUUCCGCUGGUUGUGCAGAGGCCGGACGUGGACUAGGAAAUAACGUAAACAACGGAAGCUCGGCUGGAAUUGAAGUCGAAAAGCUGAGGAAGAACAGUAUCAUGGCUUCGAGGAACAGAGCAGGGCAGGGAAGGGAAGGGGCGGGGUACCCCUUCUGAUUGGCUGAACUCUGCUGAAGGGGCGGGGCUUACCUCCAGCAGCCCCCGCCCUGUCCCCACCCCCAGCCUGCCAUCCCGACCACAGACAGACAGACGCAGUGGGUGUCCGAGAAGGAAAGCUCAUCCCCGAAACACACGAUCGCGCCGGAAAGGAAGGAAGAAAGCAGGACCCCCCCCCCCGCCCCCGCUGCCCGAAAGAGAGGCGCAAACCCAAAACGCUCGCUCCAUGGGGCGGGGCCUGCAAACGUCCCGCUGCUUUUCCCGUUUGACCUUCCUAGCGAUUUAUUUUUUAUUUCUGUUCUUAUUAUUUUUUGACUUUUAUGUUUUCAGUGCUUGCGUAACAAAGUGCCCGUCCCCACACGCCCCGCUUUACCUGGCCCACUGUCCCACUCUCCACACCUGGACCUUUCUGUGACGCUGUCCAGUUUGCACCCGAGUACCUUACUGUGAGUAAAGUGUUUCUCCCCGGUCAUAGUGAGGAAUUUCUGAUGGUUUUCAUUUAAAUUUUUUUUUUUUUUUUUUUUUUUUUUUUUUUUUUUAAAGGAAUUUUGUAACACCUUUUUGAAUUGGGCUGGAGUUGGUGGAGGUGACCUUUUUUGUUUGGGGACUUAGUUGGGACUAUUUGCAACAUUCCAUGUCAGGGCCUUGUGGUUUAAAAAAAAAAAAAGAAAAGAAACUUAACCUAGAUAUGUACGACUCCCAGAACCUGUUGGGGAAACAGGUAGGGUUGUCCCUCAAGAGAAAUAAAUACUGAAUCCCAACCGUG